Molecule: messenger RNA, 746 nt
Organism: Alnus glutinosa
Lineage: Eukaryota; Viridiplantae; Streptophyta; Magnoliopsida; Fagales; Betulaceae
Exons: 1
Coding region: 232-498 (88 amino acids)
Source: RefSeq, a predicted model, not a curated record
UACUGCCACGAUGUGGUUCGUUCUACAAAAAACCACUGGCUCUCCAGACGCCAAAACCACCGGCAAUUGCCACAGUCCCUACAGUUUUGCACAAUCUUCCCAUGGCUCUCCCUAUCUAUAUAUACAUAUCAUUCUUCGAUCAGUUUUAUUAGUCACACAAAGUUUGUUGAAUUCGUUGUUUUUAAGUUGAAGAGCAAAUUAAGAAGAGAGUUGGUGAAGAGUAUAUAGAAGAUGAGUCAAACAAGCAGAGCCUUUGUGGCAGCCAGUGUUGGGGUUGUGGAGGCCAUGAAAGACCAGCUGGGGAUCUGCAGGUGGAAUCAUGUCAUCAGAUCAGCGCAACAAAAUGCCAAGAACCAUCUCAGGUCCAUGUCUCAGGCCAAGAACCUUUCUCCUUCAACUUCUGCAAUGGUUAUGGGCAAAGCAAGAGAGGAGAAACUGAGGCGGUCAGAGGAAUCUUUGAGGACGGUCAUGUACUUGAGCUGUUGGGGUCCCAGUUGAAUUGAGGCACAACUACAAGUCAGCUGAAGAAGGUGACCGUACGUACGGGAAGCCAGUGAGUUCUGUGGUAGAACCUCGUUGAGUGAAUGAAGAUUCAAAGACUACCCACCAGACUUUUUGCAGAUGCAUGGCAUACCAGUGGGAAAUGUCAGGCUGAUCGAGCUUAGUAUUUGGAUGAUGCAAAACUAUUGUAAUUUGUAAAGUGUAACUGGAAAUUGCUCUAUUAUAUAUAUACACGAUUUAUAAGA